This is a messenger RNA of Oncorhynchus keta (chum salmon), 1572 nucleotides long. RefSeq names its product adhesion G-protein coupled receptor G2-like. Gene Ontology annotation, molecular function: G protein-coupled receptor activity. Gene Ontology annotation, cellular component: membrane. The transcript has 10 exons. Lineage: Eukaryota; Metazoa; Chordata; Actinopteri; Salmoniformes; Salmonidae. The record is from RefSeq and is a predicted model, not a curated record. Gene Ontology annotation, biological process: adenylate cyclase-activating G protein-coupled receptor signaling pathway; cell surface receptor signaling pathway. Bases 1 to 1572 code for a protein of 523 amino acids.
AUGGAUGUGGUAGAGAUUAUAGAGAGCCUGCUGCAGGACCAUCCAGAACUCAACUGCACUGAACUUGAUACCGUUCUGAAGAAACUCAAAACAAUUGUUUUCAUCAGCUGGAUGACCCCACCUCUGGGCGAAGCUAUCAUCAGCAUCAUCUCAGACAUGUUGGAGUCUAAGAGCUACCUGCAGCAUGUCACCAACCAAAUACUGAACAUUACAGAGAUGGUUGGGGACAAGAUGUCUUGUUUUUACCAGACAAAUUACACUUUGGUUGCUCCUGCGAUGGCGAUCUCUGUGGUGAAUGUUGACCCUGACCAGUUUCCGAGCCUCACCUUUGGCGUUUCGUCUGCUGCAGGGGGCCUGAACCCUGAGAUUUAUAUCAACAAGGAUCCAUUCAAAGGAACGGUUGCAUUCAUCUCCCUACCCUCGGCCUUGAAGUACAGCUUUCCUCAACACAGUGGUGCCCAGCCGCGGGUUCAGUUUCAGUUUUAUGGAGUCCCAACUCUCUUCAUGAACAACCCGAGUGGGAAGAUCCUGAACACGUAUGUGGUCUCAGCCAGUGUCACCAAUAGCAGUGGCCCCAUCAAGGACCUAGAGGAGGAUGUUGAGGUGACACUGCAUCACCUGAUGUCCAAUGCACUUGGUAAGGAGGUGCAGUGUGUCUACUGGGACUUCAAUCAAAAUGAUGGAAAGGGAGGAUGGGAACAGCAUGGAUGCAGGAAGCACAACACCAGUGCUGACUAUACCACAUGCCUGUGUGACCACCUCACUCAUUUUGGAGUACUUCUGGACGUAUCCAGGACACCCAUCGACGUACCAAAUGAGGAAAUUCUGACCAUCAUAACUUAUCUUGGCUGUGGUGUAUCCUCUCUCUUCCUGGGAAUCACUGUGUUGACAUACACAGCAUUUGAGAAGCUCCGCAGAGACUAUCCAUCCAAGAUCCUCAUCAACUUGUCUCUGGCGCUGCUGGGACUCAACAUGGUUUUCCUGGUCAACUCCUGGCUCUCCUCCUUUGGCAGCUAUGGGCUCUGUGUGGUGGUGGCUGCCACACUGCACUACUUCCUGCUGGCCUCUUUCACCUGGAUGGGCCUGGAGGCUGUGCACAUGUACUUUGCCUUGGUCAAAGUCUUCAAUGUUUAUGUACCCUCCUACAUCCUAAAGCUCUGCGCCCUGGGAUGGGGAACCCCCCUGGUUAUGUGUUGCCUUGUUCUGGUUGUGAAGAGAGAUUCUUAUGGCAGUUCCCUCGGCAGUGAGUCCAUGGAACCAUUGGAUAACUCUGAGGCAUUCUGCUGGAUCCAAGAUGAAGUGGCUUUCUAUGUGUCUGUGGUGGGCUACAUUUUGCUGGUGCUGCUGUGCAACAUAGCUACCUUCGUUGUGGUCCUGGUCCAGAUCCGCCACAUGCGGGUCAAUCAGCCAGCCGGCGUCCACAGCGGACUCCUUUUGCAGGACCUGAAGGGGGUGUCCAGUCUCACCUUCCUGCUGGGUCUCACCUGGACUGUGGCUUUCUUCGCCUGGGGGCCAGCCAAGGUUCCUUUUCUCUACGUCUUCUGUGUCCUGAACGGUCUGCAAGGCAAGUGA